UCACUCACACUGUGCCUCUCUCCCACUGCGAGGCGGUCUCUCUUUCUCUCUCUCCCUCUCUCUCUCUCUCUCUCCCCCCUCUCUCUGACUUUCUUUCUCUGUCUCUCUCCCAGUCUGGACUCUGAGGGAUCGGGAUUUUCUCACCAAAAAGUACACAGAGCCACGAGCAUCCGCUCUCCAGAAGGACGUGGCUUGGAUUAUUACCAAAAACUCGCCGUUACUGAAGUUUCAUUUGUAUGUCAGAUGUGAUGAGUCUCACACGGAGAAAUGGAGCGCGCAUUUUGUAGUUUAUUUUAACCAUCAAAGUACACAUCCUAAACAAGUCAAGGGUCUCUGUAUUUUUUUAAAGCUUUAAAUCGGUCUGUCAGGAUGAACUUGCAGUGGAGCAGCCCGGCACCCUGCAUCCGCACCGGGAGAGUCGCGCACAAGCGGCUGGACUCAGACGACCAGCCGCCGGCGAAGUGCGCCAGGCUGAGCGCCGAGGCGGGGGACACACAGGGACUCCUCGGCGCCUCUCCCGGGUCCCCGGUCAGCCCCGUUUCAAACCCCGUCCCGGCGACCCACCAGGGGCCAUCCAGGAUAGGACCGUUUCUGCUUCUACCUCUGGCAGACCGGGAGAGCGUGCACAGCGCGAUGAACACCGACACCGGCGAUGAGCUACUGUGCAAGGUCUUUGAUAUGGGGGUGUACCAGGAAAAGAUCAGACCCUACGGGAUCCUGCCAGCCCACAGGAACGUGGCCGGCAUCAGGGACAUCAUCCUCGGCGAACGCAAGGCCUACGUGUUCCUGGACAAGGACUUUGGGGACAUGCACACCUUGGUGAAGAGCUGUCGCAGGCUGGACGAGGAGCACGCCUGCAGGCUCUUCCGUCAGGUGGCCCUGGCCGUGGCGCACUGCCACCAGGCCGGCAUCGUGCUAGGCGACCUCAAGCUGCGCAAGUUCGUCUUCGCCGACGAGAAAAGGACACAGGUGAGACUAGAAAGCCUCGAGGACUGCCGUGUCCUAGAGGACCCCAACGACGACUCCAUGUCAGACACCCACGGCUGCCCCGCCUACGUCAGCCCAGAGAUCCUCAGCAGCUCGGCGCCUUACUCCGGCAAGAUGGCCGACAUGUGGAGCCUCGGGGUCAUGCUGUACACCAUGCUGGUCGGCCGCUACCCCUUCCACGACCCCGACCCGGCCACGCUGUUUUCCAAAAUCCGCAGAGGCCAGUGCUGCUUGCCAGAGGGCCUGACGCCCAAGGCCAAGUGUCUGCUCCAGAGCCUGCUGAGGAAAGAACCCUGGGAGAGACUCACGGCGACGGAGCUGUUCGCUCACCCGUGGUUCCACCAGCCGCCGUCGUCGCAGGAAGUGGCGCCGGGUGAACAGGAAGUGAGCUCGGCAGAACAGAUGGUGCCAUCCUUUGACGUGGAAGAGGAUGAUGAUCUGUUCUGCUGACGGACUCAAUUCAGCUGAAUCUGGCUGAGGGACCAAAACAAAACUUGCUAUGAGGGACACAUUGUUGUCGUGUUUUGUUUUUUUUUUGUUCUUGUUUUUUUUACAUUGGCACUUUUUAGAAACCCAUUUGUGUACUGUCAAGUGUACAUACACCCUCAAGCUUUCUACAAAAACUUACUGUACUGUAUUUUGUUGUCGUAUGUGUUACUUGCUAAGGGCAUUUUUCACAAUGAUCAUUCAUUGUGUUUCUUUAUGUGCAUUUUUUUUAAAUAAUUCGGUGCUAAAAGAAUAACAAGGACUCAGAUUUUUUGCCAGAUCAUGUUCACAAAAUAAUCUCUGCAGGCUACUACGAGUAUAUCACAGAAAAUUAAUGCAUGGCAAACAGCAGACGCCAAUGCGUGCUCUCAGCCAGGGCUCACGAGGCUUCAGAAGGCAUUAGAUGGAGCCUGAGCGGGAGGUGAGGAGAGCGGGAUGUUGUUCCUCUCACUCUCUGACCAGGCUGGAGGCUUCGCCGGCUGACUCACCGGCCGGCUCGAGGAAGGCCUAGUACAAGCUUGACGUCUCGCAGCAGGCGGUGUCACAGAGUGAGAAAGAUGGCUAGCAGAAGACUGAUGUGUCACCCUCAGCGGGGACGCUACGAAGGUGUUUUGCUGCCAAUCUGGCAGUGUCUCAGCAAGCGGAGAGCAUUUACAAAUCUCACACCAUGCGCAGAAGGUUGAGAAAAGCAGGGUGUUACUGAUGUAAGACUCACAGACAGAAGAGUUUGUCACACACACACACACUCAACAAUAAGGCACUGGGCUAACACGAGUCUUUGUAUAUGGCUAACAGAGAAAGAUACAUCUUAGUAAUUUUCUCAUUUUUGACUGUCGAAGCUAAAACAUUUACCCUUUGUAAACACAUGAGCAAAGCUGAAUAUAUCAGAUAAAUAUGAGAUAUCAGUUGCAUCCGGACAGGAAGUGUCUGUUCACAGGGUCUGACCUCGCAGAUUUGUCUGCGAUCAAUCCGUUCGGCUCCACUGAAACGCUGCAUGUGCAAUUAGCCGCAGCUAAACCCAACACUAAUGCCUCUGUUUAAAACGCUGGAAGGAACUGGUUUUAAAUAUGUGGUCACAUGCCUUCGCAGCAGCAGAGAUGUUUGGAUAAUUCUCACGCCCGGAGGCAUGCUACAGCAGGAUUUCAGCAGAAAAAGUCAAAAUACAGAGUUCAGCUGUACAUCUGACUGACGCAGCAUGAAUCCUCCCUCAAUCCAACUGCGUUUGUUCUUGAGAAAUGUGUCAAAUAUCCAGUUAAAGAGACGUCAAAUCAGGAAGAAACACAUUUCAGAAAAAUGAAGAUUUUCUCAGUUGAGCAGUUGAACCUGUUUUGUUCAUUUCUGUCGGAACAUUAUGUCAAACCGUGUUGCUUUAACAAAGCUGAGCUGUGCUGAGUGUUGUGCCCGUAUCACUGUGUUUCAUAAACUGAAUGGCUCUGAAUCAGUCGCAGUCGGGCGAUAUUUGAUGUUGGUUGUCUGAUGAUGACUCAACACUUGAGCGCGUCUGUGGAGAAUGGUCCUGACCUUGGCUGGAAGAAUCUGUUCUGACUGUUUCACCUCUUUAAUGGUACUUUUUUUUCCCUUCCUUUCAAUUUUUUGCCGUUGAAAGCUGUGGAUCCGUGGAGACUAGGCGUCAUAUUCAGCGACAUGAUGUGCCAUGUUCUGAAAGAUGUUUUGUCUUGGACUGGGACAGGAGGAUGCAGCGCUUCAGUGACGUUUGGCCUUACAGGCUACUGUGGUUCUGCAGCCAGCUAUUUCACUCUGGCAAUUGUUUUGACAACGGUACUAAAUCUGACCAUAUCUGAGAAGCGCUGUGCAUUAAAGUUUUGGGUCACCCAGUAGGAAUAAUAAAACAUCUGUUGCAGUUCUUUAAUUUUUUUUAUCUCAUCUGCUUGAGAUACCAGAUGGGAGCAGACUUGUGACAAUCUGAAUUGUGUCUUGCAAAAACAAUUAAUUUAAGAGAUCUAUGGUUUUGUUUCUGGUUCAUACAUGUAGAGUGAGUCACACAUUCACGUGACAUGUAGAAUAAACUGACACGGGUGCACGAACUUCAUAUUGCACUGUGAAUUAUGUAUUUGUGACACAACCUCAAGGCUAUUCGUCCAGACAGGUUACACAAAAGAGAUAUAUUCAUUGUACAAAAGAUGUAAAUAUGUAUAUUUGAAAUAUGUGUGGAGAUGUUGAAUAAAGAUCACAUUUUUUCAUA
Messenger RNA from Chelmon rostratus (copperband butterflyfish), 3676 nucleotides. It is a transcript of the gene trib1, whose product is annotated as tribbles pseudokinase 1. Bases 370 to 1437 code for a protein of 355 amino acids. The record is from RefSeq and is a predicted model, not a curated record. Lineage: Eukaryota; Metazoa; Chordata; Actinopteri; Chaetodontiformes; Chaetodontidae. Gene Ontology annotation, biological process: protein phosphorylation; regulation of MAP kinase activity; positive regulation of proteasomal ubiquitin-dependent protein catabolic process. Gene Ontology annotation, molecular function: protein kinase activity; ATP binding; mitogen-activated protein kinase kinase binding. The transcript has 3 exons. Gene Ontology annotation, cellular component: nucleus.